This is a messenger RNA of Drosophila guanche, 1323 nucleotides long. RefSeq names its product cuticle protein. The transcript is spliced from 2 exons. Bases 44 to 1285 code for a protein of 413 amino acids. Gene Ontology annotation, biological process: positive regulation of transcription by RNA polymerase II. Gene Ontology annotation, cellular component: RNA polymerase II transcription regulator complex. The record is from RefSeq and is a predicted model, not a curated record. NCBI's taxonomy places the organism in Eukaryota, Metazoa, Arthropoda, Insecta, Diptera, Drosophilidae. Gene Ontology annotation, molecular function: transcription coactivator activity.
UUUGCAUUCUACAAUCAACUGGACAGCCGACCAACCCAGCAAAAUGAAACUCUUGCUGAUCUGCGCCUUUGUCGCCGCCGUGGCCGCCACCGCACCUAGCAACAACUACCUGCCCCCCACAUACGGUGCCGCAUCGGCUCCAGUUGCUUCCUACGCCGCGGAGGCAUCGGCUCCAGUUGAGUCCUACUCUGCACCAGCUGAGUCAUACUCUGCACCAGCCCAGGCCACCUACACCGCUGCCGCUUCUGCUCCAGCUGUGUCUUACUCAGCUCCAGCUCAGUCUUACUCUGCUCCCGCUCAGGCUACCUACACCGCUGCUGCCUCCGCACCAGCUGUGUCGUACUCGGCUCCCGCUCAGUCCUACUCUGCUCCCGCUCAGGCCAGCUACUCCGUUGCUGCUUCGGCCCCAGCUGCAUCCUACUCCGCUCCUGCUGAGUACGAGACCGCUGCUUCCGAGCCCGCACACACCUUCUCGGCCACCGAUGGAUACCGCUACAAGACCCAGCGUCGUCGCGUCAUCCGUCGCCACCGUCGUGAUGUGAGCCAUCUGCCAUCCAACGAUUACCUGCCCCCCUUCCAGGGAGCCGCUUCCGCACCAACCUCUGAGUACCUGCCCCCAGCAGCAUCUGCACCAGCUCCAGUCUACCAGGCCGCUCCAUCCUACAGCGCUGCCGCAUCUGCUCCAGCUGUGUCCUACUCUGCCCCAGCUCAGUCCUACUCUGCACCCGCUGCUUCCUACUCUGCCCCAGCUGCAUCCUACUCUGCCCCCGCUGAGUACGACACCGCUGCUUCUGAGCCAGCACACAGCUUCUCGGCCACCGAUGGAUACCGCUACAAGACCCAGCGUCGUCGCGUCCUCCGUCGCCACCGUCGUGAUGUGAGCCAUCUGCCAUCCAACGACUACCUGCCCCCAGCAGCCUCUGCCCCAGCUCCAGUCUACCAGGCCGCUCCAUCCUACACCGCUGCCGCCUCCGCCCCAGCUGUCUCCUACUCUGCCCCAGCUCAGUCCUACUCUGCUCCCGCUGAGGCCAGCUACUCCGUUGCCGCCUCCGCCCCAGCUGUGUCCUACUCUGCCCCAGCUCAGGCCACCUACACCGCUGCUGCCUCCGCACCAGCUGUCUCCUACUCUGCUCCAGCUCAGUCGUACUCCGCCCCAGCUCAGUCCUACUCUGCCCCCGCUGAGUACGACACCGCUGCCUCUGAGCCAGCACACAGCUACUCGGCCACCGAUGGAUACCGCUACAAGACCCAGCGUCGUCGCGUCCUCCGCCGCCACAGAUAUUAAACGGUUUAGCAGUUGAGGCUCCCCCAACAAGCCCAGCC